This is a messenger RNA of Peromyscus maniculatus bairdii (prairie deer mouse), 1605 nucleotides long. RefSeq names its product BUD23 rRNA methyltransferase and ribosome maturation factor (gene Bud23). Gene Ontology annotation, cellular component: nucleolus. Gene Ontology annotation, molecular function: rRNA (guanine) methyltransferase activity. The record is from RefSeq and is a predicted model, not a curated record. NCBI's taxonomy places the organism in Eukaryota, Metazoa, Chordata, Mammalia, Rodentia, Cricetidae. Gene Ontology annotation, biological process: rRNA (guanine-N7)-methylation.
AGGCGGUCGCGGGGUUGAUGACGUCAAAGCAUCGCGCUGGGGCUUGCCGGCAGCAGCGUGCUGCGGGACCCUGGAGAUGGCGUCUCGGAGCCGGAGACCUGAGCACAGCGGACCGCCAGAGCUGUUUUAUGACCAGAAUGAAGCCCGGAAAUACGUUCGCAACUCACGGAUGAUUGACAUCCAGACCAAGAUGACUGAGCGAGCAUUGGAGCUCCUCUGUUUGCCGGAGGGUCAGCCCUCUUACCUGUUGGACAUCGGCUGCGGCUCUGGACUGAGUGGAGACUACAUCUCAGAAGAGGGGCACUAUUGGGUGGGCAUUGACAUCAGCACUGCCAUGUUGGAUGCUGCCUUGGACCGAGACACAGAGGGAGACCUGCUGCUAGGGGACAUGGGCCAGGGAGUCCCUUUCAGACCAGGUUCUUUUGAUGGCUGCAUCAGCAUCUCAGCUGUUCAGUGGCUCUGCAACGCAAACAAGAAGUCGGACGUCCCUGCCAGGCGUCUCUACUGCUUCUUUUCGUCCCUGUACUCUGUCCUCGUCCGCGGGGCCCGAGCCGUCCUGCAGCUGUACCCUGAGAACUCGGAGCAGCUGGAGCUGAUCACAACGCAGGCCACAAGGGCAGGCUUCACCGGUGGCGUGGUGGUGGACUUCCCCAACAGUGCGAAAGCCAAGAAGUUCUACCUCUGUCUGUUUUCUGGGCCUUCCACCUCCCUGCCAAAGGGGCUGACGGAAAGUCAGGAUGCAGACCGGGCCACUGAGUCCGUUUUCACCAGUGAAAGGGUGCCACACAAGAAGGCACGGCGGGACCUGGUGAAGAAGAGCCGGGAGUGGGUCCUAGAGAAGAAGGAGAGGCGCAGGCGCCAGGGCAAGGAGGUCAGACCCGACACCCAGUACACUGGCCGAAAGCGCAAGCCCCGCUUCUGAGAGCUCUGUAUCUAAUCAAAUGGAGAGUCUGGCCACCCACACCUGCAUCCAGUCCUGCAGGUGGGGCCUGGCCACCCACACCUGCAUCCAGUCCUGCAGGUGGGACCUGGCCAUCCACACCUGCAUCCAGUCCUGCAGACGGGGCCCUGGCCACCCACACCUGCAUCCAGUCCUGCAGAUGGCCCUGGCCACCCACUCCUGCAUCCAGUCCUGCAGAUGGCCCUGGUCACCCACACCUGCACCUCGUCCUGCAGGUGGGACCUGGCCACCCACACCUGCAUCCAGUCCUGCAGGUGGGACCUGGCCACCCACACCUGCAUCUCAUCCUGCAGAUGGCCCUGGCCACCCACUCCCUUCAGUGGUUGGUAGCUGUCCAACCCAGGACCUGCCUCUGAGGAAUUUUCUAGAUUGAACUGUUUACCUCAGCAGCUAGCAACAUAGUAUUUUAGAAAAGUUGCGAAUUUCUCAAAAUAUUUUUUUCACUAAAAGUGUUCCAAGGAUUUGGGUUUGGCAGCCCAGAUCCUGAAAUCCCAACACCCUCUGGGAGGCUGAGGCAGCAAGAUGGAAAGUUCCAGGCCAGUCUGGGCUGCAGAGCAAAAAAUCUGUCUGAAAAAACUAAAAAGAAAAAAAAUUUCUAAGGAUGUUUAUUUUGUCUUAAAUGCAUUAAAUAACUUUCUAAGUAA